CGUCGUGGAAGCCAGUCGUUGCUCGAUCGUCCGCGACGCGCUCGGAUAGAAAAAGAAAAAAGAAAAGUCGCGAGAUCGGCGACGACCGGGCGGACCCUCGCGGUUUACGGCGCGCAGUUUCGAAGCCGUGCCCCGCGAAAUAUAACGUGCGCGGAGAUUCGACCACGUUCGUUUCGCUGCUGGAUCGCCGCUGCGAACCCGCGUUCUCUACACCCGGGGGGGGACCACCGCGUGAAUCCCCGUGGAAUUUCAGUCACAUCGCGCCGCGACUGAAAAUUCUCGUUCCACCAUCCAUCCGGUCGGUCGUCGGGUCGUGCCAAACUGAUCCGCGGCUAUAUACCUUGGCCCUGCGAUUCUGUCAAAGAGAAGGCACGGAGCGACACCGUCCAGAGCACAGACCGGUUGACGCAAAAUGACGGAUACUUUCACACGGAGGUCGAUUUAACGCCGUUCCACGAUGUACGCCGAGUGGCAAAAGGGUGAAUUGGUGUGGUUCGACCCCGGUGUCGGCCAUGUGUUACCAGGCGAGGUGCAGGAGUACCACAGAGCCGCCAAUGUACUCUCGGUCCAAGCGGUGAUCGCCGGCAAGCCGCAAGUCUUCACUCUCACCAACCUGAGCGGAGUGAAGCCACGGCAGGACUUGGGUCAGAAUGGCGUGGAGGACAUGAUUCAGUUGACGGAUCUGAACGAGGCGUCGCUGUUGUGGAACUUGAAGAUCCGUUACGACAAGGAAUUGAUUUACACGUACACGGGAAGUAUCCUCGUGGCGGUGAAUCCGUACAAGAUGUUCGACAUCUACGGUCUAGAUCAAGUGAAGCUUUACGAGGGACGAAUCCUCGGUACACUCCCACCGCAUUUAUUCGCCGUGGGAUCCUCCGCGUACAGUCAGGUGACAGCAGCCAAUAACUCCAGUGCCAAUCAGGUGGUCGUCAUUUCCGGCGAGUCCGGCUCGGGGAAGACGGAGUCCACGAAGCUGGUGAUGCAGUAUCUCGCGGCCGUGAAUCGCGCGCCGAACAAUCUCGUCACCGAGCAAAUCCUGGAGGCGACGCCGCUCCUAGAGAGCUUCGGAAAUGCCAAAACGCCGCGAAACGACAACAGCAGUCGGUUCGGGAAAUACUUGGAGGUUCACUUCAGAGACGGCGCGAUCAUAGGCGGUAGAAUAACGCAAUAUCUUCUAGAAAAGAGUAGGAUAGUAACUCAGGCUUCGGAGGAGAGGAACUACCACGUGUUCUAUGAACUUCUAGCUGGACUCGAUCAGCAACUCAGGGAUAAAUACGGCCUGCUUACGCCGGACAAAUAUUUUUAUUUAAACCAGGGUGGAAACUGCGAAAUCGAUGGCAAGAGCGACGUGCAGGAUUUCAAGGCGCUCUUGUCAGCCAUGCAGGUGCUCGGCUUCUCGUCCGAGGAGCAGGACACGAUCUUCAAGAUUCUGGCCAGCGUGCUGCAUCUGGGGAACGUGUACUUUCACCGGAAGCAAAUGAGGCACGGCCAGGAAGGCGUGGAAGUCGGUUCCGACGCUGAGAUACGCUGGGCGGCGCACCUUCUUCAAGUGAAUUCCGAUGGCAUCAUCCGAGCGCUCACUACCAAGACGACAGAAGCGAGGAACGAGAGAGUCUUCACGGCUUUGAAUAUCGAUCAGGCCCUCGACGCCAGGGACGCCUUCGCAAAAGCGCUGUACAGCUCGCUCUUCUCGUGGCUAGUCGCGCGCGUCAAUCAUAUCGUCUACAAGGGCACGAAGCAGACGGCCGCCAUUUCGAUCCUCGAUAUCUUCGGCUUCGAGACCUUCACGGAAAACAGUUUCGAGCAGCUGUGCAUCAACUACGCGAAUGAGAAUCUGCAGUUCUACUUCAACAAGCACAUCUUCAAGCUCGAGCAACAGGAGUACGCGAAGGAGAAGAUCGACUGGACUACCAUCAACUACACGGAUAACUUGCCGGUCAUCCAUCUGAUCGCGAAAAAGCCGGUGGGCAUCCUUCACCUGCUGGAUGACGAGAGCAACUUCCCUAAAGCGACGGAUCUCUCAUUCUUGGAGAAAUGCCAUUACAAUCACGCGCUGAGCGAGCUGUAUUCCAGGCCCAGAAUGAGCUCCGCCGAGUUUGCGAUCAGGCAUUACGCCGGACAGGUCUGGUACAACGUGGACGGCUUCCUAGACAAGAACAGGGAUACGUUGAGACCAGACGUAGUCGAGUUGCUCAUCAGCAGCAAGAUUUCGAUGGUCAGCAAGAUGUUCCAGCAUGUCAGAACCACUCACGAAGCUAAUAAAACCGUGAACAAGCCGAACGGCAGAUUUGUCACCAUGAAGCCGAGAACCCCGACUGUUUCAGCUCGAUUUCACGACAGCCUCCAGCAACUCUUGGAAUCCAUGUCUCAAUGUAAUCCGUGGUUUGUCCGUUGCAUCAAGCCGAACACCGAGAAGGCCCCGAUGAAGUUUGACAUGCCCUGCGUGCUCGAACAAUUAAGAUACACGGGCAUGUUGGAGACGAUCCGCAUCAGGAAAACUGGCUACCCGGUUCGCCUUCUGUUCGGACACUUUGUGGAUCGAUAUCGUUAUCUCGUCUCGACGCAUUUGCCUAGGGGAGCGCCCAACAAGGAGCUCUGCAGAAUAAUUUUGGACAAAGCAGCUCCGAAAGAGGCGCAGUCGCAAUAUCAGCUUGGACUUACGCGAGUGUUCUUACGCGAAUCGUUGGAGAGAGCUCUGGAAUAUAACAGAGCGUUGAUUCUGGAGAGAGCAGCCAUUACAGUCCAGAGAUACACGAGAGGCUUCUUGGCGCGCAGAAGAUUCCUCAAUAUUUCACGCAGCACAGUUCUGAUACAAGCGGUAUAUCGCGGUUACCGCGAACGUAAGCAAUUCCGCGCGAUGAAGAAGGGCGCUCUGAUGGCGCAGAAACUGUACAGAGGUAGGAAGCAACGAGAGACGUUUAAGGUGUUGAAGGAAGAGAUGGCGAAGAGGGCGGAGAUCGAGAGAGCCAGUAAGGAGCGAGCGAAGGCGAAGCAGCAACGAGAGGAGCAGGAGAGGACCUCGCGAGCUGUUGCCGGUGUAAAUCACUUGGAGAUUCCCGCAGAACUAGCCUUUAUUUACAGCAAACUCGAUGAUUGGCAACCCACGCACACCGAGCGAAAUCUCCUCAAGGUCGUUGGCCAAGUCAUCCCGAUGAACUAUACCUACAACCUGCCGUCCGACAUCGAUCAGUAUCAGUUCUCCAAGUUCACCAACAUUUACUUCAAGAGCCAUAUCUUCGGGAUGAAACGCGAGCCGAUCAAAACGCCGUUCCUGACAAAGGCUCGCGAUCAGGAUUACACGGACUCCCUGAUGAUCUUCAAGAUGAUACUGCGCUUCAUGAAUGAGAGUAAUCUUAACGGCAAACGCGAGCAGGCGUUGGGCGACUACAUCGUUAACAAGGGCAUCGUGAACGAGAAGUUGAGGGACGAGAUACUAUGCCAGCUGGCGAAUCAAACCUGGAAGAAUGAGAACGACGCCAACAAGGAACGAGGAUGGCUGCUGUUGUCCAAUUGCUUGUCGGCGUUCCAGCCCAGCGCCACGCUCUUCAAGUACUUUCUGAAAUACGUCUCCGAUCACGCCUACGACGGCUACAAGGCUUAUUGCCAACGCAAAUUGUUGCAAGGCGAGAGAACGGUAUAUCGUAUGAUGAGCAAUAAUCAGCAAACGGUACAUCAGGUGCCCAGGAAUUAUCCGCCGUGCGUCCUAGAAUGGCGAGCCAACAGGAAUCGCGUGAAUAUGGCGCUCAACGUUGGUUUCUACGACGGCGAGACAACUACGUGCGCGAUAGACUCCUGGACGACGUGCGAAGAGUUGGCUAAUCUCGCGGUACGGAAUCACGGGGUGGAGAACACCGGCUGGACCAUCACACUCUGGAAUCAACUGGAUGGCCCGGACGCUAUCGUGACGGAGACCAAUGGUUUCGACUACGUGCUGGACUUGAUCUCGGAGAUGGAGUUGGCGCCAGCUUUUCCCGCCGCCAAGCAUAUGUUCUUGGAACAGCGUAAGAACAGUCUGCCACCCAUAAAGAAACGAGAGCACGCUCAAGUUAUUCGGGAGUUGGAACAAGAGAUGGAAAUUCCUAUCCUAAAAACUUUCCAGCCUCUGGAAAGGAAAUCAGUGCCAAAAGUGGUUGAUAAGCCUGUUGAACUGGAGAUUCAAGCACCCAGGCGGCCGGCAGUACCUCCACCGCAACCACCCAUUACGAAACUACCCAUGCGAAAACAAUCACACGAAGUCAUUUUGGAGACCACGGAAAUGGGGUUGUCGAGGAAAUCCGCUUUGAACGACCGCUAUUUCGAGAAGGAGAAGCAACGUAGCCGAAGUUUGGACAAUCUACUGCAGUCGGAGGUCAUGCCGUCGCCGGUGAAACUCGCCAAUCUAGGGCUUUCCUCGUCCAAAUUGAACGAACGGUAUCACAGUCUGGAAAGAAUUGGUGAGACUCCAGCGGUCAGUAACGUUGAGUACAUGACGCGUGCUGAGAUCACGCAAGAGAGGAAGUACAGCAGAGUCACAAGAACGACGGAGCCCAACAUCGAGGAGGAGGAUCUCACGAUUGACUUUGAAUACCCGGAUAUUCAGUCCGUUAGUCAAACCGGAAGAUCGGAGGACGAUAAGAGCUACAUAAGGUCGCAGACCAGGUUCAUCAAGUCGCAAUAUCCCGGCAAACGCGCGCUGCCGGGAAGCCAGUCUAGUCGCGCUUACAUCGAGAAGAGUGAGUACGGUGUAAAGUCGUCUGCCAUGUCCGAUACCAGCGAGGCGCCCUCCUUGGCGUCGCACGUGCGGCGCGUCAGGGUGCCCAGCCAGGCUUCCGACGUGGACCAAUUCUUGGAUGAGCUAUUUAUGCCCGUGUUGGACGGCAAUCUCGACGAGCUGUCGGACGCUCGUAGUUUGGCCGCUUCGAUAAAAGGUUCGUACGACACUAGGCCACCCGGCGACCAGACAGUUCUCGAGAAUCUGCAGAGAGUCGACAGUCGAGCUACCAGAACAGCCACGGUCGACGACUUUGUCGAAGGAAUGAUGACGAGAAACGGAGGAAUCGCGAAUAUCAGCGCGGGCGAACUGUCGAGGAGGAUCAAGGGCGGCGGCAAUAUGGACAUUCCCAAUCAAAACACGGCCUUCAACUUCAACCCUAUCGCGCAGAGCAUGAUGUCACCGCCCAUGAUGAUGCCCAUGUUCAGCCCGACUCAGCAGGUCCCGUCCGCGCAGAAUACCAGCAUGAGCAUGGGCGCGAGCUUCAUGCCCAUUCCGAUCUACAGCAUGCAGGGACUCAGUUUACCGCAAUAUCCCAGUUCACCGCCCGGCCAGAGCAACGACAUUGCGGCGUACCAACAGAAUCUCCAGCGAGCUUUCCUGCAGAGCGCGAUGGCACAGAAUAUUCAGAUACAGCAGCAGCUGCUAGCGCAGAAUCAGGCUUUGCAGCAGCUCUUGGUUCAAAGCCCGCAAAACUCGGCACAGCAACCGAGCACGGUGUUACCCGCUGGCCCCUCAAGCAUGAAUCUUGUUCCCUCAGCCCCCCCAAUCGGUGCCCAUAUGGGGCCCAAUGAUUCUAUCGGACGCUGCUCCAAGGUCUCAUUUAGAGAACCCGACGACGGUGAAUUAUGGUCAACUGAGAAACGGGGAACUCCCCUGCUGACUUCCACCCCGACGAAUCAGCGGCAGGAAACGAUGACGGUAAAGGCUCAAAUUCACCGGUCCCAAAGUCCGCCCAGGAAAAAUGCCGAAAUCAACAGAAAGACGAGCGCGGAUUACGCGCGAAAGAUCAGCAUGGAUCGAAAGGUGGUAGAUAGAAAGGGGUCAUCGGCACAGGCAGACAUGAAGAGAGCCAAUUUAAAUAAGAAUAACAUACAGAGCAAUUUUACUAACGUACUCAGCGAACUGAAGAACAGGAAGAGCAGCGUAGACAGCAAUCCUUCAAGUUUAAGCAAUAAUAAAGGUGUUCCCCCGCCGCCGCCAAUGCCACCGCCUUUGGAGUCUCAUGAUCCGUCCGAAUCGAGACCGUUCCUCGAUCCGUAUGGUAGAGCGAAGACGGUGCGCAUCGGAAAAUGGAGGUGGCCACCGCCUAGCGACUCGAACGAGAAUCAAGGACAGGACAGUUUCAUAGAAUUCAAGAUGCGUCAGCAACAGCAGCAACGUAAAUUAACGCCGCAGUAUCAGGAGUACGAUCAAGGCGAGGGCGGCGAAGGCACGACGGAAGGUGGCGUCGAGUGGGAAGAAUUCGAGAUUGAGAACAUCGUUAGUAAUGAGGAUCGUUUGGCGCAUUCGUCAGCGACCGCGGCGAAACACGAGAACGGAUACAAAGAGGAAGGGGAGAAGAAGAAGAAGAAAUCGAAGUCGGCUUUGGAAGUGGGCGCGCAGAGACCGUCGCCGGGGAGCAUAGGAAAGUUGAAGCUCAGCUCGGAGAUGAGGCAGAGACUGGAGAAGGUAACGGCGAAUCAUAGCGUGAGAUCCACGAAGACGGCUGAGAAACCCGCGCUCCCGCGAGAAGACGGAAAGGUUAAACGGCUGGAGGAUAACAGGAAGCUUCUGUUAGAACAACAACUGGGUGGCAGGUGGGAUGACUACGCCUCCACUGUUGAUGACACCCAAAGCGUCACUUCUAAGGGCACAACUGACAUGAUGACCCAAGCUCAGGUGGUGAGGACACAGAUCGAGAGAAUGGAACGACCCGUACCGCCUCCGCCGCCCGUCACGCCGCCGCAGCCUCCGAGUCCAAGAGGCGGCAGUGUAUACAGUAACAGUCAAUCCGGCGUACCUCAGCCACGAUCCCCGCCAGCGCCGAUCGAGCCGAAAACACGCGACUCCUUCCACACGUCUCCGGACUCCGAGACAUAUGAUCAUUUUCCGAAGAGUCAGAUGUUUAGCCAGAGCCGUGAUAUCUUCGCUUCGCAGCAGCACUUGCGCGACGGUCACGAUUACAGGAACGACUUCGACAAGAGUCGCGGUCAGGACGGCAAGUCCAAGGACUUCUACGGCAAGGACAGCAUCGACAUGGCGAGUUCGACGCGCGAUCGCAACUCCGACUUCGACUCGCGCCGCGAUCUCAGCUCCGAGAUCUUCGACUCCAAGUACGCGUUCGACGGCUCGACCGGGAAGCGCGAUCCGUUCGGCAUGACCCGGGACGUGUCCCCCAAGUCCCGAGACAGCUUCGGAAUGCCGUCGCCGCGCGACUUCGGCGUGAUCCCGAACACGAGGGAGUCCUUCACCGUCGCACGGCACAGUUUCAACAAUCGGGACAUGGACAGGCGAUCGAGCGUAGCUUCGACCCACCGCACCGAUAAGAUGGAGAGGAUCGAGAUCGAGGAGUGGCCGGAGUUUCUCAAGCCAGUCUUACCGCCGGCGGACAAGCCGGAGAUCGAGAAGGUCCAGGAGGUGGUGAACACCAAGCUCUACCCACAGACCUCCAACGCGCAUUUCACGUACAACAGAGUCACGUGGACUCUGAGGGUUAAGAAAGAGGUUUUCGCGCCUAAUGAGACGCUGAACAGCCCCCUGGCUCUGCACCUGGUGUUCUGCCAGGUCGCGUACGACGUGUUGGCGACCUCUAGCAUAAGGAUUACCAAGGAGGACCGGCAAAACAUGCUGAAGAUGCUGGAUAACUACGGCGUCACGCUGGACAAUCUCCAGAGCACGCAGCACAAGAUCACGAUUAAGAAGAACAUCGUGGACAUGGCGAAGCAGUGGCCGUUGUACUUCGCCCGGAUAUUCCCUGUAUCAAUCGGGCCUCAACAUCCGGAGACGCAGCACGUGGCGGUGUCGCAUCACGGGCUCCGAUUGAUCAAGCGCACGCUCAACGGCGAUCUGAUCAUUCUGGAGACUCUGCCGCUGGAGGACAUCGUCUCCGUGAACUCCUCGAGGUCGGGCGUGUGCGUGCUGCAGAUCGCGUCGGGCGUCAGACUGCCCCUGCACACGAACCGCGCCCCGCAGCUGGCGGAGAUGAUCGGCAGAUACAUCAGACUGAUCGAUCAGAAACCGCACCAGAGGGUCAAUCAUCACGAGAAUCACGUGUCCCAAAUCACGAAGACGAUUCAGUCGCAGGCGAAUCACGCGAAUCACAUUCAGUCCCACAACCAUUCCAAUCACGUAAUCUCCGAACACGAGAAUCACGUACCGAUCAGUCGCGUGCCCAACCACGUGUCGGCCGUCAACCAGGCGAACCAUCAGAAAAACCUGCAGAACCAACGGCUUAGCCCGAGCCAGGAAUGGCGGCAGCCGGACGACAACGUCCGACUCCAAGAAGACGGCAUCUACGAGAUCGGACCGGUGGUCAACGACGGCAAACAUUCCCUCUUGCAGUACGCCAUGCUGAACUUCCGUCAAAGCACAGAAAAAUUCGAGAUGUUGAAGACCGCGGAUGGAUCGAUCAGCGGGUCCCUCAAGGUGAUUGAGUCGUUGAAGAGCAAGAAGAAGAACAAGAAGGGCAAGGGCCAGCAGGACGGCACCGAGUGGACCUGGAAGGAACAGGUGGACCUCGUCAAGUACUCCACCGUCCCCAUCGAGCAAAGCCUGCUCAGGCUCGAUGCCGAUCUGAGCGUCUUAGCGGUGGAGUGCUUCCUGUGCCUGAUGAGGUACAUGGGGGACCAACCGCUGCCGCCUGAGACCAGCGAGGUCAAGUGCGUCUACACCAUUCUCAUGCACUGUCACAAAUACGAGCAACUGCGCGACGAGGUCUACUGCCAGCUGAUGAAGCAGACCACCAACAACAAGAGCCCGAAUCCGGAGAGCUGCCAGCGCGGCUGGCGGAUCUUCAGCAUCAUCGCCGCGUACUUCACGUGCAGCGAGGGCCUCAGGCCCUACCUGACCAAGUACCUCGAGACGGCGGCGUACGACAAGCGGCGCGCUUACCACGGCACCGCGAUGGUCUGCCUGCAAAACCUGCGGAAGACCGUGAAGUACGGCGGGCGCAAGAACGUGCCCAGCGUGGAGGAGAUCAUGGCGAUCAGCGCGGGCAGGAACGCCAAGAGGCAGAUCUACCGGCUGCCCGGCGGCACCGAGCGGGUCAUUAACACGAAAUGCACGACCGUCGUGCAGGACGUUAUUGAGGAGAUGUGCAGCGUCAUCUCCGUGAGAAACCCGCACGAGAUGGACGAGUUCUCGCUGUACUGCAUCGUCGACGGCGACGCGUUCACCAUGCCGUUGGCCAGGGACGAGUACGUCCUGGAUGUAACCACGGAGCUUCAAAAAAACCACCAAGUGUUCUACUUAAUAUUUUGCAGAUCUGUUUGGUACUAUCCUCUGCGGCUGGACGCGGCAUUGUAUAUAGAAGUCGUAUUUAACCAAAUCGCUCCCGAUUACCUGGAGGGACUCCUGCUAGUCCUACCUGGAGAACAUUUACCUCAGGAAAUAAUUUAUGACAUGGCGCAAAUAGCGGCGCUACUGCACAGAGCGGCCGACAUGGCGCACGAGCCCGCGACGAAGGAGAUCAAGUAUCUGUUGCCAAAACCAGCGCUCAGCUUGAGGGAACCCAGGCCGCAGCAAUGGUCGAACAUGGUUCAGCAAGCCUGGAACAACGUUCAGCAUUCCUCGGCGGCCGUCUGUAAGGCGCAAGUACUCGAAAUAUUGUCCAAGUGGCCGCUUUUCGGCUCGAGUUUCUUCGCGGUGAAGAGGGUGCCCGAGGGCAAGGAAAAGGGCGCCGACCACAUUCUCGCUCUCAAUCGACACGGAGUGCACUUCAUAGAUCUGAUCACGCACGAGACACUGUACCAUUACCCCUACUCCGAGGUGAUCUCCACGAGGAAGGUCAAGUCCGAGGAGGGCACGCUCUACCUCGACAUGAAGUGCGGCAAUCUGAUGCAGCAGCGUAUCACCAGGCUGCAGACGGAGCAGGCCCACGAGAUCUCCCGUCUCAUCAGGCAGUACAUCACCAUGGAGCAGAGGACGUCCAACGCUCAAGGUGGAGCCGGCAUCGGGCUCGGCAUGAGAUAAGCUUCCUCUCGUAAAAACCUCGAUGACCGUUCCUCCUCCGCGACAUCCGAUAUCCGAUCCGGAUUAGUCAAUCUACAGGGCGGUAACCAGGUUUCAAGCCCUCGAUUAACGUACCGUAACGUGCACGAGGCCGCGAGCCUCGUAAGUAGCCCAAUAUAAAUCGCGGCAUUGUUCUUAAUGGCCUGCGUAAGAUACCGACCUUCAGGUUCACGCUACAUCGGAUACCAAGUGGGAUAAGCUCGCUCCAGCGUACCGGCCCGCGUCCUGACGGACGACGGCGCGGCUAAUCCGUCAUCAGGGAUAUUCGUAGGACUCGCUGGAAGGAAGGAUUGUGAAGAAAAAAAAGACAACGAAUGCUCAAGUAUCUAAAUUGUCCAUACCGGAUAUACGACUUGAAACGAUGGACUUGUAUAGCAUUUAUUUAUACAUUCGUUAAGGAGUUCAUAAAAGAAAGCAAGGAAUAAACGCGAAAAUAGAAGUUGCAUCCAUCCAUGGCGGUGUAAUAUUAACGCUAAUAUUAACACACGUCCCUGAUGAGUGUUGAACAGGUGACUAACCAUUCAGCGAUUAUAUAUGUUAUAUCAUCAGAUUAUUAAUUAAUACUUGUACGUAUAUGCAUAUAGGAGUACGAGAUGUGAACGAAGAUAUUAACUUUAUAUUGAAAUUUUUACGUGUAAAAAAAAAAA
Messenger RNA from Wasmannia auropunctata (little fire ant), 10608 nucleotides. RefSeq names its product unconventional myosin-XV (gene Myo10A). Gene Ontology annotation, molecular function: cytoskeletal motor activity; ATP binding; protein binding. The transcript has 34 exons. The record is from RefSeq and is a predicted model, not a curated record. Gene Ontology annotation, cellular component: myosin complex; cytoskeleton. The coding region runs from base 458 to 9922 and encodes 3154 amino acids. Lineage: Eukaryota; Metazoa; Arthropoda; Insecta; Hymenoptera; Formicidae.